AUGGAUCCAUCUCGACGCCUGAGUUUCGGGCCUUGUGUCUGCGUACUGUUCAUCAUGCUGGUUGGCAGGCGAAUUCCCUGCAUCAACUGGUUGGGAAGCGCUUGGGAUGUUCGGCUGAACGCCGGCAGGUCAUCGCAACUUUCGGACUCAAUGGUGGACAACGGUUUGUCAGCACCGACACGGGACAGGCAGCUGUCCACGCUCGCAGCGCAGCGUGCAGCUGAUGUGAGCGCUGUGGCCACUGUGGGGUCCCAGGAUCUGAACUUGUAUGGCCAGCCGCUCCAACCUUGCUCCCAAGAGGGAGAUACAACAACAGGCUGGACUCGGACGGGCUCUUGCGCUUGGGAGCCUUCGGACCGUGGAUAUCACCAGGUUUGUGUUACCAUGAGCCGCCAGUUUCUGCAAUCCAGUGCAAAGUACGACUCGAACGACCUUUCCAGUGUUGUCGGGGAAGGUGGUCACUGGUGCAUCUGCGCAUGGGCUUGGGCGGCCGCGGUCUCUCGCGAUCCUCAACACUUUGAGAAUUUGAGGCUAGAUUGUGCCAGAACCAAUGCCUACCUUCGUGACGUGUACAGGAGCUAUUCCGCCUCUGGCCGUGGCAUGGCGUCACCAUCAGGCUUGCAAUAUGAAGCGCAGGCAGCUUUGGAAGCCGUCGAGCAGCUGUGCAGGGCUGACAAGGCGUGA
Symbiodinium natans is the source of this 684-nucleotide messenger RNA. The record is from the annotation of a GenBank genome assembly. Lineage: Eukaryota; Dinophyceae; Suessiales; Symbiodiniaceae.